Molecule: messenger RNA, 2958 nt
Organism: Talpa occidentalis (Iberian mole)
Lineage: Eukaryota; Metazoa; Chordata; Mammalia; Eulipotyphla; Talpidae
Product: E3 ubiquitin-protein ligase TRIM31-like
Molecular function (GO): protein binding; zinc ion binding
Source: RefSeq, a predicted model, not a curated record
GCUGCCCUCUGCCUGCCAUGGCGAGUCAACAGUUUACCAAAGAACUGAAGGAGGCACUGCUCUGCCCCAUCUGUAUUGAUAUUCUGCAGGACCCUGUCACUCUGGACUGUGGGCACAAUUUCUGCCUCAGAUGCAUCUCUCAGGUUGCAGAAGAAACAUCAAGCAAAUUUUGCAAAUGUCCCCUCUGUGGCAAAUCUGUGAGGAAGAACUACGAGCCCAACUGGCUGUUGGUAAAUCUGGUGGAGAAAGUCCAAGCUAUGGAUCCCUCUGAGAUGCAACAGAAAAGGAAAAACAGAUGCGAGAAACAUGAGGAGAAACUCCAUUACUUCUGUGAUCUUGAUGGGAAGCUCCUUUGUAUGCUGUGUCGAGAAUCCAAGGAGCACAAAUCCCACAAUGUACUUUUAAUAGAAGAGGCUGCCCCAAGAUAUCAGGAGAAGCUGCAAUCGCAAGUUGAGGUCUUGAAGCAAAAGGAGAUGGUGAAACAAGCAAAACGACAAGGUGAACAGAAGAUCAACGACUUCAUGGCCAAGGUGGAACUUGAGAAGCAAAAGAUCACCAGAGAAUUCCAGCAGCUGUAUCAGACCCUACAGGAAGAGGAGAAUUUCCUCCUGUCAAGGAUAAACUGGCUGGCUCAGGAGGGAGCAAGCGGGAAGAAUGUCUAUGUCACUGCCUCUGAGACUCAGCUGAACUCUCUCAAGUUGCAGAUUGAUUCCCUGAUGGAGAGGCAGCAUUUCACACACAAAGAGAUGCUCAAGAACAUCAAAGUUAUCCUGUGCAGGAGUGAAGGAUUUCCCUUUCUCAGUCCAACCCCUGUUCCUUCUCACCUGGAGAGAAAACUCAGUGAUGCACAAUCAAGACAUAAAAACCUGGCAAGUUACCUGAAGAGAUUCAAAGAACAUCUCAAGAAUGAAGGGGAGAAAGAUAGAAGCAAAUUUUUGAAAGGCAUGAGUGACAAGGACAUAACAAAAUACAUAGAUGGCCAGUCAGAGACUAAUACUCCUAAAACAAACCAAGCCUCAGAGCCUGAGUCACCCUCUCCAGUUCAGGGUCCUGAUACUCAGUCUUUGGGGGUUCCUGUGUCAUGUUCCAGCGAGGGGACCUCGGAUUUUCCAGUUCCCAUGACCUUUGAUGAAGUCACAGCCCACCCAGAACUCAUCAUUUCUCCGGAUCUGAAGACAGCGACGCUGGAUUUCAUCCAACAGGAGAGCUCAGAUGAGCCCACAGACCCUGAAUGCUUCUACCCAUUCCGCUGCGUGCUGGGCUUUCCAGGGCUCUCCAGAGGCCGCCACACCUGGGAGACACAGCUGGAUGGGCCCGGGGGCGGGGCCUGCAUGGUGGGCGUGGCCUUGGGACAAGCUGCCAGGAGGGGUUUUCUGGUGAUAGACCCCUUGACCGGCUUUUGGGUGCUUAGAAUAACAGGCUCCGAGUGCCAGGCGCUCCUCGAGGCUGGCGCCCGGGAGGACCUCCCCGCCUGUCCGAGGAAAGUGGGCAUCUGUGUGGAUUUUGAGGGCGGGGAGGUCGUCUUCUACGACGCCGUCACGAACACGCACAUCUACACCUUCCACACCUCCUUCCCGGGACAGGUCUUCCCCUUUUACCGGCUUCUGUUUCCAGGCACACGGAUCACCCUGAACCCCUGAAGCUGUUCCUUUGCCUUGCCCUCCUUUUCCUCCGCAUUAACUCCUGGCUUUGGGAUGCGCUGCCAGCAGGUGGAGGGGUGCAGCUGGGCUUCCAGGAUCAUGUGGGAAGGCCACACCUGUGCUUUCUGGCCGGGCCCACCUCUGGCCUGGCUUUAAAAUUUCCUCCUUCUCUCAGUCCUCCCCUCAAUAUGCCUAAGUCGAAAAGAGCCUGGAGAACACGAGAAGAUUCUACACAAGGCUAGUCACUGUAGCACUGUUUGUUGGUUUUUGAUUUUUUAAAGAAUCAUUGUGUUUUAUUUUAUUUUCUUACAUCGUCUGUAUUGAUUUCUCCCCUUCGGUGUAGUUCUCAUAAUUCUCCCACCAACAGGGCACCCGUGACCAUCGCCAUAGUCCCUUGGGUUCUUCUCUCCCCUUUUUGAGCCCUCACCACACUCCCCUGCAGUAAGCCUCAGAUCUAGGGUCAACUGGCAAGGUUUUUCUUUUUUCCUUAUUUCUGUUAUGUUUCCCUAUAUUUCCCCUACAAGUGAGAACAUCAGAUAUUUUCUUUUUCCUCUGGCUUAUCUUGCUUAGCAUAAUCUAUCACGAGCACUGUUUGUAACAGGACAAGACUGGGAAGAACUCAAUUGUAAUUUAACCUGCAAUAGUGGAAAACUAUGCUAUGAGAAAGCAUCCCACUGCAUCCUAGUUGAGAUGCAGAUACAGGGACUGGACAACAAUCCCAGAAAGCCCUUUCUCCUCCAUCUCAUUUUCUGAAGCCCCCGUGACCCUGAAGGCCACCGUGGCUCAUUUGUACCUCUACCUUCCUGGGGACUUGAAAAAUAUGACCCUGGAUAUCAUUUCUACAGAAGACUCAGCUAAAGCUGCCUCUGCACCUUCUUUUCAUUUUGCAAAUAAGUAAAAUCAUGUAUUAUAAGAUGACCUCUGGAAUAUAUUAACUGAAAAAAUCAAGAUGGGGGAUUGUGCACAUAGUAUGAGCCAUUUUACCUAAGGGGAAUGUAAAUAUAUACAUUUGUUUGUUUAUAUUUUUAAAGAGAAAGAUGAAUCAAAACUUAUCAGCACAGUCAUCCGCUGGAGAUGGGAAGCAACUGAGUGAAAGGGAUGGAAAUUAGUCUUUUCUGAAUAUACCUUGAUUUGAACAUUUGGAACCAUGUAAAUGUUUCACAUCAUUCUAAAACAAAAUUAAAACAAGGGGGUGAGGGAGGAGCACAGGGGACUGAGGUGAUGGUGCAUGGGUGCAUUGGGGAAGGAAAUUAUAUGGGUACUACACCUGAGGGGGUGGGGGGAAGCAAAUAUUGUUUAAAAAUGAACUAUGAUGUUA